AAUGAUGUUGUUUGUGAUAUAUGGGACGGUAACCUCUUUGCUACAUUUUGUAAUAUAUACUGUAAACAGUUAAACAAAGGUAAAGUUUUAUUUGAUAGUGAUAUUUUCAUCAAAUAUAAAAAUAUUAUUGAUAAUUUUGAUGAGAAGUAUGGUGGCAGAUUGAAGUCAACACUUCCUUGUGAUUUUGGAUUUAAAGAUUCAUGUGAGAGAAAUGACCAAUCAUUUUCUGCUUCUGAUAAUAAUCUUCUAUCUCUUCUACUCUCUCUUGAAAUAAUUUCAACUCCAGUUUUAGGAAGUUUUUUAAUUCAAAUUGUUCCUGUGCAAAGUAAUCUUGUUACAUUAUAUGCAGGUAACAUCUAUAAUCGAAUGGAGGUUUUAGAUAAAGAUGAUCCAUACUUAGCUGAAUUGCUUCCAAAUUUUGAAGAGUUUGAAGAUAUAUAUCAUUGGCAUUGCAAAAUUUUGAUUGGUGAAUAUGAAAUAUUUUCAGUGCAAGAAAAAAAGAAAAUGGAGUUAAAGAAAAAAAAAAAUUCAACAGAAGUAAAACGAGUAACUAAACAAAGCAAGUUAAGAAUGAAAAUGCGUGAACAACAAAAAGAACAGCAAAUGCGCUGUAAAUAUUUUAAGUACCUUCAAAUGUAUGGAGAAAGCUUAGGAAUUAAUGAGCCAACAUUAAUUGUCCUAGAAAACAAAAACAAAAAUAGUAAGAUAAAACAACUGGAUAGAAGUUCUAAUACAAAGGAGGUAAGAGGAAAGGCACAGCUAAUUAUUGAACAGAACAAGUUGAAAAAACUUGAAGAACGAAAAAAAAGGGAUAGUGAUCAGUGGAAAAAAGUAACAGAUCAUAUUCGAGGCUUAGAUUAUUCUGGGGCUCUAAAACAUAUUCAAGAAAAUGAAAAAUGUUUUUGUACUGAUCAGUUUAAAAUCAAACUUGAAGUCAAAAAGCUGUCAAUAUUUAAAAAAUUGUUGUAUAAUAAAGAUUCAAACCAUUUAAAUCAUCUAGAUUCAAAUCAUAUAAAUCACACUAUUAAUCUUUUUUUAGUCAUUUCAAAACUUUUCAGCAAAUAUUGGAAUAUACUUUCAUUGAGUGAAAAAAGAGCAGUUGCAAAAGCUUUACAUGAAGCUGGAUUUUUUAAUCUCUUAAAAUUGCUCAAUUUAGAGUCUCCAGAGAAACCUUCUAAAGCAGAGUCACAAUGUCAUAUUGAAUUUCAGUUAAAGUAUUUGGGUCACUUUUUGUCAAGAACAGAACGCAAUGAUCCUGAUCCUAGAAUUUCUAAUUUUAUUCCUGAUACCUGGCAGAGAAAAUUAUUUGAUGCUGUUGAUAAUAAUAAAUCUGCUUUAAUAAUUGCUCCAACUAGUUCAGGUAAAACAUAUGCAUCAUAUUACUGCAUGGAAAGAAUAUUGAGAAGUAGUAAUGAUGAUGUUGUAGUUUACGUUUCUCCAACAAAAGCGCUUGUCAAUCAAGUACAUGCCUAUGUAAAAAGUAAAUUUACAAAAAAUGAUUUGCCUGCUGGAAAGACAAUUUGUGGUGUAUUCACAAGAGAUUAUAGACAUGAUGUGGAAAAUUGUCAAAUACUCGUUACUGUACCACAAUGUCUUGAAAUUCUUCUACUAUCCAUCCAAACCUAUGCAUGGUCUCAAAAGAUAAAAUAUGUUAUCUUUGAUGAGAUUCACUGUAUUGGUGCUGAUGCUGAUGCUGAGACAUGGGAACAUUUAUUAUGUAUUAUCUCAUGCCCGUUUCUUGCACUUUCAGCAACAGUUGCAAACCCUGAAGUUCUUCAUAGUUGGCUUCAAGAUAUUCAAAACUUUCAAAAAGAAAAUAAAACUAUGCUUGGCAGUAAAAGAGAUGAAUUGUCAUACCAAGUUGAAUUAGUUAUUGUGAAAAAUAGAUAUUCUGACUUAGAAAACUAUGUUUUUAUUUCAGAAAGCUCAAAGUAUUAUCAGGAGAUAGGGAAACUGCAGAGUAUUCAUCCAGUUUGUACACUAAAAUUAUCAGCUGUCAUUGCAGAUGGAAUCCCAGAACAUAUCAGUUUAUCGCCAAGAGAAUGUUUAAAACUUUAUGAUGCAAUGAAAAAAAUCAAACCUGAAUUGGAAAAUUUAUCUCCAACUCAUUUUUUUGUCAAUAAAAAGUUUCUAACUAGGGAUGAAGUUAGGUUAUAUGAAAGUGAGUUGAAAAAAGAGUAUUUUAGCUGGAUUGCAAAAAGAGAACAUUUUGAAAGUGUUCAGCAAAUGUUACUUGAGUCAGAAACUAAAUCAAAAUCAGCAGAAAUAUAUAAAAAAACUUUAAAUUUAGACAUGGAUAUAUAUUUAAUAAUAACAUUUAUGAGUUUGAUCAAAACAUUGGAAAAAAAUUCAAUGUUCCCUGUUAUUGUGUUUUGCUUGGAUCGACUUUUGUGUCAAGAUUUAGUAGAAGCCGUUAUUGCAUAUUGUGAACGCAAAGAAAAAACUGAUAUUAGAAAAAAAAAUGACAAAAACUUAACUUCUUAUGAGAAGUCUGUAUUGAAAAAGAGUAAAGAUAAAGCUAGUGAAAAAGACGCUUCAAAAAAAAAAGAAAUCUUUAAUUAUAAACAUGAUAAUGAUUUUGUUGUUUUUGCUCCAUUUGCUGAUAAAAAGGAAGUCAUCAAUUAUUGGCUCGAUCAUGAUUUUGUUAAAGGCGCUUCAUUUGCUGGUAAAGGAAUAUUUAUGAAAAAAGAUUUAACUUACUUGUAUAACAGAGUAGUUAAGGCUGCUCCAGUGGAGUUUAUGAAAGGAAUACGCUAUGGGGUUGCUAUGCACCAUGCUGGCAUGAGUAAUAAACAACGAACAACUGUUGAAAUAUUAUUUAGAAAGAAAUUUUUAAACAUUGUUGUUGCUACUUCAACACUUGCACUUGGUAUUCACGUACCAUGUAAAACAGUUGUAAUUGCUGGAGAUAGUGUUUAUUUGAAUCCAUUGAUGUUUCGACAAAUGUCUGGUCGUGCUGGUCGUAGAGGUUUUGAUAUGGUAGGAAAUGUUGUGUUUCAUGGAUUUUCUGAAGCAAAAGUAUCAAAUUUAUUUGCUGGAAAUUUACCUGAACUCUUAGGAAAUUUUCCUAUGACUGUGUCGUUAUGUUUACGUCUGUUCAUAUGUUUUAAUGGUCAAAUUGACAAAAAAGCUAAUGAAAAUACUCUAGUAAGGAUGUUGGCACUGCUAAAAUAUCCAUUAUUGUUAAAAGAGUAUCCUGAGCUAGAUAGUCAGUUCAAGCAUUUUUUUUUGUUUAGCAUUCAAUUUCUAAUAAGAGUGGGGUUGUUGAAAAGUGAUGGGACACCACAAGGUUUAGCAGGUCUAGCUUCACAUUUAUAUUAUCAUGAACCAUGUAAUUUUGUUUUUGUUUCUUUAAUAAAUUCUGGAAUCUUUCAUGAAUUUUGUAAUAAUGCCACCAGACUUGAAGAUGGCUUAUAUACAACGCAAUUUAUGGAGGAUCUCGUUGCAGUUUUGUCCUACUUUUUCACAAAUACUGAAGUCCAUCCAGCACUUGAGGAGAAUAAAAGAAGCACAAGUGUACUCAUAUUAAAAAAACUUCCUGAUGUUUUUGUUUCGGGAAUCCAAAACUAUAAUGAGCGAGUUAAAAAAGUCUACAACAUGUAUUUAAACUCUAUAUCAAAUUAUAUGAAUGAAACAUUUGGUGAAGAUGUUAUUCUUCCCUUAUCACAAGUCAGGUUCACCUCCUUAUGCGAUUCUAAAGUUCCUGAAGAAAAUACAAUAGAAUCCAUGAUUUGGAAAUCAUCUUUCAACAAUAAAUGUUGCUCAAAUUUUGUUGGAACAUCAAGUCAUUCUGAUGAAAAUGUGUACUCUCCAUAUGAUCGCAUAUCUAAAGUAAGAAAUCAGGUUUAUACAGAUGUACAUGAAAUUCCAUUAAGGAAAAAUGGUUCUGAAAACACGAAUUACAAGCUUAACAGCUAUGCAUUAGACUUUUAUAAACAUGGUAACGUUCAAGCAAUUCGUGACGAAAAUGGUUUAAAAUGCGGAGAAGAAUUUGGUAAAAUUAAAGAUUUUAUGUUAACUUUAAAGUCUAUAGCGUGUUCAUUCGAUUUAUACGCUCCAAAAGAUGAUUGUGUUCGUCAGGCAUUUCGACAGGUUGCAGAUGAGUUCGAAAAAAACUUCGUGUCGUUUAGUUUUUUUGGUUAAAAAAAAUAAAAAUUUGUUGUUAUUAGUUAUGUUAUCAAGAUAAUUGAAAAAAGAUAAUUGAAAAAAAAAUUUAAACAC
This is a messenger RNA of Hydra vulgaris (swiftwater hydra), 4221 nucleotides long. RefSeq names its product probable ATP-dependent RNA helicase DDX60. The record is from RefSeq and is a predicted model, not a curated record. Gene Ontology annotation, molecular function: ATP binding; nucleic acid binding. NCBI's taxonomy places the organism in Eukaryota, Metazoa, Cnidaria, Hydrozoa, Anthoathecata, Hydridae. Gene Ontology annotation, cellular component: cytoplasm.